AUGAAGCGGAUCUCAUCCGAGCCUGAAUCUACCGCGUACUUCACCUUCCCCUGCAAACGAGCCCGCUGUGACCCGUUUGGUUCAAGCGCUUCCAAAGCAGACAUUGAAGGCGGAUGCGCCGACGUGUCUUCUACCCCCCAUUGCACUAUCACUUCCGAGUCGGUCGGGCGUCCGUGGAUCACCUGGAAGCCCCGGGCCCCUUGGGACGCUGCACUUCCGGGGCGCAGUAGAGUUGAAGAGAAGGAGGGCUUGAGUCCGGGGGUGAGGCCUAAGACACGACUUCGGCCCGCGAGUUGGCAGCCAGUAGGCGCGGUCGAAGACUCGGAUGACGAGUCGGCAGAUGAUAAUGGCGCAGCUGAAGUGGAAGUCGACACAUGCUUCCUGAGUGCAUCUGCGCCCACCGAGGGUGUGGCUCGGUCCGGAGUGGAAAACUACCCAAUUUCUACGGAUGCUGUGAAUUUUGUCCCAUCGGUAGGAAGGCUACGUCCCGAGCAACAAGACCCUCUCUUUGAGGAGCCUGAACGAAGUGGCUUCGCAACGCAUCCCGCAGAGCCUGCCAAUGCAGCUACUCCCGCACCCUCUACAUCCGUGCCACCUCUCCCCGUGCAGCCCGAACCUUCGUCCAAACCCACAUGCCAUUCUGGGCUGCAGCCUGCCCCACCAAUGCGCGCGCCCAAUCCGGCGCAAAGCGCGUCUUUCUCAGAGGGCGUUACGGAUCGGACGAACACCCACGCGCCCUCAUCCGUCGAGGGCACGGUGCCGACCCAUCUUCACUUCCACGGCGCGUCCUGGGAGCCGCAGCCGCGCACCCGACGCGCGAAGCUCCGCUCGGGGGACCGCACCGCCGCGCGUGGCUUCAUCUGGCUCUGCCCGCUGUGCCAGCGCCAGAAGGCGAUGAGCAGGGACGGGCUGAUCAAGCAUCUGUCGAUGAUGCACCCGGACACGGUGCGGAAGAAGAUAUCGCUGACGAGGGAGUCGAUAGCGCGGUUCGACGAGUCGCCGAUGAUACCCGACGAGGACUUCAUGUACGUCUUGUCGGCGUACUUCACCCUCCCGGAUCCUGCCGGGUCCGCGUCUGCCGCGACGUCACUAUAG
This is a messenger RNA of Fomitopsis serialis, 1095 nucleotides long. RefSeq lists its product as uncharacterized. Lineage: Eukaryota; Fungi; Basidiomycota; Agaricomycetes; Polyporales; Fomitopsidaceae. The transcript has 3 exons. The coding region runs from base 1 to 1095 and encodes 364 amino acids. The record is from RefSeq and is a predicted model, not a curated record.